This is a messenger RNA of Rasamsonia emersonii CBS 393.64, 2436 nucleotides long. RefSeq lists its product as uncharacterized. Bases 1 to 2436 code for a protein of 811 amino acids. The record is from RefSeq and is a predicted model, not a curated record. NCBI's taxonomy places the organism in Eukaryota, Fungi, Ascomycota, Eurotiomycetes, Eurotiales, Trichocomaceae. The transcript has a single exon.
AUGACCGGACAAACAAGACAUCGCGCUGUGUCCGAUACGCAUGCGGGCACAUGGUCUCGCCGACAGCUGCUCGAGAAACCCGAUCUUGAAAAGGCCUCGUUGCCCCCCUAUGACUCGGCCAGUGAAGACGAGCAACCCUACUCCGACUCCUCGCGAGUCACCCCCGGUUCUCACCCAUCCCGGCAGCUAAUGCUGGGCAGUCCGUCCCGCCGGCGGCGGCGGCCGAAUGGCGCCAGAUUCUACCCUGUCCCCCAUCGGCUGAUGCGAUGGCUGUGUUUCGCCCUGCUCUUCGCCCUCAUCCUCUUCGUCCUCACCCUUUUCCGCUUCAGUAUCGUCAAGCCCGCCCAGCAGAUCCCGCUGGAACUACCCAAAUCCGCCCCGAAGCCGCCGCAAUGGGAGAGCUUCCCCUUCCUGAAGCGCUACCACGGCGGAGUCCGCACGCUGGUACCCCGCAAGGAAAACGUCCCCGAGUACCCGGGAGACGGUCCGGAGGAGAAGAUUGUCCCCGAAGAUACGGACAAGGAGACGAGCAACCCCCAAGCCCGAUCGGAGCAAGGUCCGUCCAUGACCAGCUCGCCGUUCGACCCGUAUCCGGACUACAAAUCAGAGGCCUACAUCAAACAAUAUGGCGAAAAGAAGGACUGUUUCUUGGAUGAGGAGGAAACCGUCCGGAUCCCCCUCGUCCACCACUACAAGGGCGUCCCGCGAGGCUUCCCCGACGCCGUCAUGGGAUCCAACGAGAUGAUUGGCAUCCAAGACGACGUCUGUUUUGACCGCUUUGGCCGCCUGGGGCCAUAUGGACUGGGCUACGGGGUGAAGAAAGGCGGGACCGGCGCAGGUCUCGAAGGCGAUCGUGCUGGAGCGGAGCGAGUCUGGAACGAUGUGCCGCCGGUCGAUUUCCGCCAGGUCAACUGGGCGGCCGCCCAGAAUCGAUGUGUGGCCGCCAACAACCACCGCUUCAAAGAUCUCCCAGAGCAGCCCCGAUUGGACCGCAUGUUUGCCAUGCCCGUUGGUGCUUCUCCGCCCCGUCUGGCCGAGGCGCCCGCGCCUUCGAGCAAGAAGGAACCCCGAAAGGGCACCGACCGUCUGCCUCGGACGGCCGUUCUCAUUCGAACCUGGACGGACUACCACUACACUCCCGAAGAUCUCAUGUACCUGCGGUCGUUGAUCGCGGAGCUGUCCCUGCUGUCCGGCGGGGAGUAUACGGUUCACUUCCUGAUCCACGUAAAGGACGACAACCUCCAGAUCUGGUCGGACGACGAGACGUACGAGCGUGUGCUCCGCGAAUCGCUGCCCGAGGAAUUCCACGGCAUGGGUACAUUGUGGUCGGAGCGACAGAUGGGCCUCAUCUACGGCGGACUGGAAGAAACAUUUACGCGGGGGCUGCCGGUGCACGGGGUCUACCGGAGCACGUUCAUGCCGGUGCAGUAUUUCGCCUAUCUGCACCCGGAAUACGACUACUUCUGGAACUGGGAGAUGGAUGUCCGAUACACGGGGCAUUGGUACCAUCUCUUCGACAAGGUGGUCAGCUGGGCUCGCGCGCAGCCGCGGAAGGGGCUCUGGGAGCGCAAUGCUCGCUUCUACGUGCCCUCGGUGCACGGGCCGUGGGAGGAUUUCAUCCAGACGGUUCGCGUCCAGACCGAACUCGGGACGAACAGCCCCAACAACAUGUGGGGACCGCUGAAGGAGGGCAAAGAUCCGCUGGACCCGAACAACAAAGACGUGGGCCGACACGGCGACAAGUUCAUCUGGGGACCCGAGCGACCGCACGAGAGCGAUAUCCUGGAGGUUGAAGGCGAGGGCAUCCCGCCGACGACGAUGGAGAAGGAUCGGUACGAAUGGGGGGUUGGUGAAGAAGCGGACCUGAUCGUGUUCAACCCGCUGUACGACCCGGAGGGCACGACGUGGCUGCUGCGGGACGACGUGACGGGGUACAACAAGGAGAACGGGAUGCCGCCGCGGCGGACGGCGAUCAUCACGGCGUCGCGGCUGUCGCGCAAGCUGCUGAUGACGAUGCACCGCGAGACGAGCCUGAAGCGGCACACGAUGUUCUCGGAGAUGUGGCCGGCGACGACGGCGCUGCACCACGGGUUCAAGGCGGUGUACGUGCCGCACUCGGUGUACAUCGAUCGACGAUGGCCGGUGCACUAUCUGGAGUCGGUGUUCAAUGCGGGCCGCAACGGGGCGUCGGGCGGGGCGCGGACGGCCGUGUUUGGCGACCGCGAGCACAACUUCCGGGGCACGACGUGGUUCUACUCGGCCGGGUUCUCGCCGAAUCUGUGGCGACGCUGGCUGGGGUACAAGGUGGACAACGACGGCGGCGAGGAGGAGGAACUCGCGGGCGAGGGCCGGAUGUGUCUGCCACCGAUGCUGCUCCAUCCGAUCAAGGAGGUGGAGAUGGUGAUUGACGAUGGGGGGUUGGAUGUUGAGGGUUGA